This is a messenger RNA of Leptidea sinapis, 4493 nucleotides long. Its product is annotated as CBP80/20-dependent translation initiation factor. Gene Ontology annotation, molecular function: RNA binding; translation activator activity; protein binding. Gene Ontology annotation, cellular component: cytosol. The transcript has 10 exons. Lineage: Eukaryota; Metazoa; Arthropoda; Insecta; Lepidoptera; Pieridae. Gene Ontology annotation, biological process: regulation of translational initiation. The record is from RefSeq and is a predicted model, not a curated record. The coding region runs from base 665 to 2029 and encodes 454 amino acids.
UCGGCAAACCGCCCGGGCGGGCGCCAUACGACCAGAAUCUGCGCAAGCGACAAUCGCGUUAAUUAAUAUUUGUGAAAAACACAUAAAUACGCCAACGAAAGCUUCCGACACGCACGCGCAUGAUUCUGUGAAAUCAAUACGAGUUAAGUGAACGAGUUUCGAGUGCAGCUAAGAAGCCGGACAAGCACAGAAGACAGCGAUAAGGCCGUCCAAAGGCCGAAACGAAACGAUUCGAGAUAGGCAUUUAAAGCCCCUCGUAAUAAACCGCUCUGUGCUUGUUAAGGAUCAAAAAAGCUGCAUCGCUCUAUACUAUAAAUUGUAAACGAACUUCUCGAACCUUCUACCCCUCGGUGGCCAAGAGGGGGUUGUACAUAACGUUUUAUAUAUGCAUAUAUAAACCGGGGAAGAGAUCUCUUACGUCAUUGUUGAUUAAUAAUCAGAAUAAUUCGCAUUAUAUUUAAGUGUAUUAUGUUAAUUGUAAUAAUUAUAAAUUGACGUUGUAACUAUAAUACUAGUCAUUUAUCUAGUGUAUUUAUUUAUUUAUUUUCUCUAAAAGCUGUAUAUACCGGAGGUUCAGACAAUAUUCAAGAUAAUACCAAAGAAGGUUUUGGUGGAAACAUUUUCGGUGAUAACGAAAUUGUAAGGCGAAGGUACAAUCCCAAAAAUGCAGACGCAAAUGGGUGGAGAACUUCAGAGGAGCUAUCGGGUACAGGACUUCGUCUCCCCGGGUGUUAUCAUGAGGGAGCGAAGUUUUGUGAGGCCGCAGAGUCAUCAUAACAUGCAUCAUAACCAGUUUCCAAAUAAUGGGAAACGACGGAGUAUGAUCUUGACGAACACAAAAGGAAAACCAACGCUAGAAAUUUACAGGCCACCAGGUGUCCGCACAGACGGCGUGGCGGUGACUGCUGCCAGCGGUUCCAGCACCUCGACGACUGCAGCCUCCUCCAACAAGCUAAAUGUUCACGCCAAGGAGUUCACCAUGGCCAAGCCCUCGGACCUGCACAUUAGGUCGACGGUGGGCAUGGGGUACGGCAGCGUGGGCCUGCAACACUCGCGGUCGGCGGUGCUUCACGCGCAGGUGCCGCCGCACUACCGGCCCGUGAUGCCGCCACACGCGCUGCUCGCCAGUGCCUCCAGCGGGAAUGUUCCGCACGCGACGGUGGGUCCGCGUGUCCACUUCAAAUUGCCGCAGCAGAUCGUGUCGGACAAGAAGAAGUCUCCGCCAUCUUCUGUUAUAAACGGAAACGGGAAGAGCAUCCGGCCCCAGUCGUUCACGCCAGGCCUCAAACGCUCCAAGUCCCUGACGUCAGCGGACGCGCUGGCCAGCGGCAUGGCUGCCUUGGGGCUGGCUGCAGACGCGGGAGACCUGGGCACCUUCCCGCCAGAGAUACAGGAAUGUAUCGAUAAGGCACUGGAAGAUCCCAAUGCGGUGUGUGCGCGCACCCUGAUGGAUGCUGUGGGCCACCUGGUGAGCCGCGCUGUGGAGUCCCCGCGGUACGCGCUGCCGGCCGCGCGGCGCUGCAUCGCCGUCGUGGAGCGUGAGCAGACCGAGACCUUCCUGGAGUCCCUGCUCAACACGUGUCAGCAGUGGUACCAGGACCGUGAUAAGCUGCUGGGCAACGUGGUGGGGGGCGGGCGGCCGCGCCUCAUGGCGUUCCUGUCGUUCCUGCUGGAGAUGUACUGCCAGCUGCGGCGGCGUGCCAUCCAACGGCGCGGCACCAGCGCGCAGCCCGGCCACGUGCUGCUGGCACUCAUCUGCAAGUGCUGCGAGGACUGCAUCCGCCAGCCGGUGCCCUCGCCCAGCGACACUGAAAACCUUUUCUUCGUGCUGACGUACAUCGGGCGCGACCUGGAGACGCAGCUGCCCGGCGACCUGGAGCGGCUGCUGACGGGCGUGCGUGACGCCUUCAUCAACAGCAGCGCCGCGCCCUCCAUCCGCAAGACCCUGCUGCAGCUGAUCGAGCUGCACGCGUCGCGCUGGCAGCUGCCGGGCUGCGCUGUGCUAUACUACUACCCCUCCUCCAAGUAACCUCGCGGUUGUGGCUCAUACAGUGUUUCUGUGAACACAAGCUCAGUUCGUUGCAGGCCUCUAAUACGCUUGCGUGUAUUAAAUCUCAAUGUGAAAGUCUGUGUAAAAGUAAUGAAGAAUUUCGACCGCGAGACGUUGAUAUCUUGAGUCCGCUCCUAAGGUGCCUUCAUGAACUUAAUAUGACUGUCUGGUCUAAAAGUUCUUCACCAGUAUCCGUCGUUGGUGUCUGCAAAUGUUUGUGUUAAAUUGAUUUUAUGGCAAACGAUGCGUUGACGGCGACGCCAAUAAAGGCACAAAAAGGCCAGCUAGGAUACCCCACACCGAGCCAUGAACAACUUGAACAUUCCUAUGGAAAAGAUAAGUGCAUAAUUAAUACACCUUUUAUAAGGCUCUGUAUAUACUAGCGACUUUUAGUGCUUGCGAUCGGGGACUGCAGUGAUUUUACGGACGGUCUGGCGUUCGUGUCGAAAUCGAGCGCUAAAGCAAUUUCUAUAUUGAUGUUAUAGGUGUGGCACAUGUGUUACAUUCAUGCGCUAUAUGAUCGCAGGGUUCAGUUAUAUAAAUGCAGCAUCUUAAAUCACCGGUCGUUAAGUUGUAAAUCGUUAGUUUGCACGAGCCCUUAGUUGGUUGCACUGUCUAAAUCUGUGACGUUCUUUGCCACAAGGUCUUCUUCGAUCUUAUGUAAAAGCAUUUUAAGUAAUAUGAUUAUGAUGGUGUCUUAGUUUAUUAGUAGUUUAUAUUUCUUAUAUCUUUGUCUCUGGAGUCUUAACAUAACUUUAAUGUAGGGUUGUGUUAUCAGAUUUUCAAGUUUAUACAUACUCGUUGUUAAAUAUUUGAAAGUGAAUGUAUUUCUAGUAUAACAUAGCUUAGGUGUUAAUUUCUACAAGCGAUAUUAUAUGCCUCAAAGUAUUAAAAGAGUAAUGUGUAUAUAUAAUAUAUUGAUUGUAGUUGUCAAAGUAAUCGCGUACGAUACUGUGCGGUGCUCGCACAUAUAGUGCGCCUUAUUUUUGUCGUUUUGUGUUCGGCUGGUAUUCUUACGCAUCAUAUUCUCGGAGCUUUUAUUGAAGUGAAACUUCUUUAGAAUAGUUUUUUGAAACUCGAUGAAACGAAAAAGCGAGACGAUAGAGACACAAACAGGUAAAUGUAUAGGGUUCAGCCGGCGAGAGGAUGAGAUAGAAUACAUCGUUCUCAAUCUCAGUACAAGAAGUACUCAUGAAGUGACUGUUUAUUUUUUCAAUACUUUUCAAUGAGUAUUAUUUUUAAUCAGGAACUUUUCAUAAGUUUCACUUCUGCCGUGUAUGACUUUGAUUAUCUCCGUUUGUCGUCCUUAUAUUGCUUAAAAUCAGGCAAAGAUUAAAUAAAUAUUAGUGUCAAGAUAUUGAGAUGUAGUUCAUAUUGCAGCCGUAAUUGUGCCAGCGAACACAAGUCUGUAGCUUCAGGUAUCGAAAGCUUUUUUUUAUUCUAAGUACUUUCACUUUAUUUUUCGUAGUUAAUAUUAACAUAUUUUUUCAUCUGAUCAAUUUAAAAUGCAACAACAUGUAUAGUUCUACUUGUUUAUUUUUUCUUUGUAAGAAAAAUGUUAAUAAUCUACUUAAUAAUCUCGCAUCUAAUUUUGGUAACACUUACGAAUGCAUACCAUUCAAGCAUUAAUCCUAUGUAAAACAUAUGCAUAAUAUAUGUGCUUUUAAUGAAAAAAUAAAAAGAAAAAAAUAAGUUUGACUGAGUGAUGUAAGUUUGUGCAUGUGAUAUUACUAUAGGGUAAGUUUGUACGUCUGUCUGAAACUUUCUGUGUCUAACCAAAGACUGUAUCCACGUGGAGAUUUAAUUUUUAUUAACAUUUAUGUGCAGAAAGUUUGAAUUGUUGGAUCUGGACCAAAUUCGUCUUAUUUGUUCAUUUGUUUCUUAUUUGUGACUUAGGAAUGUGUAGAUUUAUCAAUUUAUACGUGCACUAUCGUGCUAUAUGACUCAUCCUAAGCUGAAAGUAACAAACUUCGCCAGUUAAUUAAAAAAUUGCAAAUUAAACUAAUACCGUGAUAGCAUAAUAGUAUUUAGGUGAAUUGUUUUUUGUCUAAUAAAUGUAAAAACUUUUGUACAGAGUUAAAGUUACUUUUUUCCAAAUGGCGAUCAUUGUCGUUUAUUUCUCACAACUUGAGUAUCUCUUAUUACCCUUAUAUUGAAGUUUGAAUUGUAAGAUCUAUUCGUACAUUAAUGGUUAACGUAAGAUAGAAAAAAAUAAUACUUUAUUUAAGUACUGGUGUGAUUUAAAUCGUAUUUCUAAUCUAGAGUCGACAUUUAUAAUAAUGACGGCUCUGAGGCACCACCUGUAUGUAUCCAGGUGCUACGAAGAUCUGUGUAUGUGGACUUGGUAGGAGGUAGUAGGUAUCUACUGUAGGUACUGUUGUGUAGAUAUUACUGCGCCUAGUAUUUAUACAGAUUGAAGAUAAUAAAUAAAUUUGUUUAUCAA